AUGUCCUUCAACGCAUCUGCGCCGCGCGAGCGCACGUAUGAUCGCGAGGUAGAUGUUGAAGAUUUCGAAGAAUACAGUCCCGGCGGCUAUCACCCUGUGGUCAUUGGAGACACAUUCCAUGACGGCCGCUAUCACGUCGUUCACAAGCUUGGAUACGGAGGCUAUUCGACCAUUUGGCUCGCUCGGGACCAAUUGCGCAACCGAUCUGUCUCGCUGAAGAUCCUGCUCGCCAGCGGAUCAGAAAAUGACAGCGAAGGGGAAAUCCUCCGUUAUCUCAGCGACGGAGACUCGUGGGACCAAGGGAAGCGUUUCAUUCCUUUGCUCCUCGAAGAGUUUUCGAUCAAAGGUCCCAAUGGGCGACACAGUUGCCUAGUACAAGAGCCCGCUGGUUGCAGCAUCCCGGAAUUGAAAGAGAAUUCGACGAAUUUCAUGUUCCCGGCCGAGACCGCGAGAUCUAUUGCCGCUCAGCUGAUCAUGGGGCUUUCAUAUAUACACGCGCACGGAGUCUGCCAUGCAGAUCUCCACCUCCGAAACCUCCUCCUGCGCGGUCCAGAUCUUGAGACAUUGGAGCCCGACAUGUUAUACAAGCAGUAUCGCCUCGACACGGUGCCAAUCCGCAGAAUCGAUGGCGCCCCGGCUCAACCUCAUGCGCCACUCUACGCUGUCUAUCCGCUCAACAACGAAAUACCCGCAGAUCAAAUCGUCGACCCAGAAGUCCAGAUAAUUGACUAUGGAACAUCUUUCAUGUGGCCUGCGGACAGCACACCCGAGCUACACAGCCCUGCUCUAUAUCUGCCUCCAGAAGACUUCUUCGGCGAGCCCAUAACGCCGGCCGCGGAUGUCUGGACGCUCGGUGUCAGCCUGUACGAGGUACUUGGUGAGCGGCCUUUAUUCGAGAGCUUUGCCUCGGAUCGAGAUGACCUUCUCGCGGAUACAAUCAAUGCACUGGGUCAGCCGCCGAAGCGAUGGUGGGAUAAAUGGGCCCAGCGCCAAGAGUUCUUCCAGCCGGAUGGAUCCUACAUUGAGGACAUUAAAAGAAUCCACACCCCCAAGUUCCGACCGCUGCAGCAACGCUUGUGGCGAUUGGGACGAGGCGAGACGAGGGAGACGUGCGAUUGGGAUGUGGAAGGCGGAGAGAUGCGGGCUUUGGAAGAACUUUUGAGGUCGAUGUUGAAGUUUGAGCCAAGCGAGAGGGCGACGGCGGAGGAGUUGCUGGCUUCCGAAUACAUGGUCAAAUGGGCGAUGCCUGCUUGGCAGCGACAGCUACAGCGGACAGGAUGA
This is a messenger RNA of Zymoseptoria tritici IPO323, 1281 nucleotides long. RefSeq lists its product as uncharacterized. The coding region runs from base 1 to 1281 and encodes 426 amino acids. Lineage: Eukaryota; Fungi; Ascomycota; Dothideomycetes; Mycosphaerellales; Mycosphaerellaceae. Gene Ontology annotation, molecular function: ATP binding; protein kinase activity. Gene Ontology annotation, biological process: spliceosomal complex assembly; protein phosphorylation; regulation of mRNA processing. The transcript has 2 exons. The record is from RefSeq and is a predicted model, not a curated record.